Molecule: messenger RNA, 1999 nt
Organism: Notolabrus celidotus (New Zealand spotty)
Lineage: Eukaryota; Metazoa; Chordata; Actinopteri; Labriformes; Labridae
Product: alanine aminotransferase 2-like
Exons: 12
Coding region: 101-1576 (491 amino acids)
Biological process (GO): biosynthetic process
Molecular function (GO): pyridoxal phosphate binding; L-alanine:2-oxoglutarate transaminase activity
Source: RefSeq, a predicted model, not a curated record
GAAAGUAAACACACCCGAGCUCACAGAACUCCUGCUGCAGAAGAUACCGGACCAGCGCGCGACAACGGCGGAACAAAAAGCGUGACAUAACAAAAAGAAAAUGUCCCAGCAGGCAGUGAACGGGGUCCCGCACCGGGGCAAGGUGCUAACCCUGGACAACAUGAACCCCAAUGUGAAGCAGGUCGAGUACGCGGUGCGAGGUCCCAUCGUGCAGCGGGCGGUGCAGAUAGAGAAGGAGCUGAAAGAGGGCGUCAAGAAACCCUUCACAGAAGUCAUCAAAGCUAACAUAGGUGACGCCCACGCGAUGGGACAGAAACCAAUCACAUUUCUCCGACAGGUCUUGGCUUUGUGUGCUUACCCUGAACUCUUGGAAGACAACAAGUUCCCAGAGGACGCCAAGCAAAGAGCGCGGCGAAUUCUUGAGGCGUGUGGAGGCCACAGCAUAGGGGCCUACAGUGCAAGCCAGGGCAUCGAGUGUAUUCGUCAGGAUGUGGCACGCUACAUCGAGAAGAGGGAUGGUGGGAUCCCCUCCAAUCCUGACAACAUCUACCUUUCCACCGGGGCCAGUGAUGCCAUCGUGACCAUGCUGAAGCUGCUGGUGCGCGGCGAGGGCCGUGACCGCACAGGCGUGAUGAUCUCCAUCCCACAGUACCCUCUGUACUCGGCGGCCGUGGCAGACCUGGGCGCGGUGCAGGUCAGUUACUACCUGGACGAGGACAAGUGCUGGAGUCUAGAUGUUGCUGAGGUCAGGAGAGCUCUUAAUGAAGCCAGGCAGCACUGCAACCCACGCGUCCUCUGCAUCAUCAACCCUGGAAACCCCACUGGUCAGGUCCAGAGCAGACAGUGCAUCGAAGAUGUGAUCCGAUUCGCUAAAGAGGAGCAUCUCUUCCUCAUGGCUGAUGAGGUCUAUCAGGAUAACGUGUACGCAGAGGGCUGUAAGUUUCACUCCUUUAAGAAGGUGUUGUUUGAGAUGGGACCAGAGUACUCUGGCACAGUUGAGAUGGCCUCCUUCCACUCCACCUCCAAGUGCUACAUGGGAGAGUGUGGAUUCCGUGGCGGAUACAUGGAAAUAAUCAACAUGGACCCUGAGGUGAAGGCCCAGCUCACCAAGCUGGUGUCGGUGCGUCUGUGCCCCCCUGUCCCCGGACAGGCUCUCCUGGACCUGGUGGUGAACCCGCCGCAGCCCGAUGAGCCUUCUUACGCCACAUUUAUGAAGGAGCGGACGGCAGUGUUGGCGGCUUUAGCAGAGAAGGCCGGUCUAACAGAGCAGAUAUUCAACAAGGUACCUGGUAUCACCUGUAACCCUGUGCAGGGCGCCAUGUACACCUUUCCCCGCAUCACUCUACCUCAGAAGGCCAUCGACAAGGCAAAGGAGGAGGGCUCAGUCCCAGACAUGUUUUACUGCAUGAAGCUGCUGGAGGAGGAGGGAAUCUGCUUGGUGCCAGGAAGCGGCUUUGGCCAGAGAGAGGGAACUUUCCACUUCAGGAUGACCAUUUUGCCUCCCACUGAGAAGCUGAAAGUCGUCCUGCAGAAAAUCAGCAACUUCCACCAGAGGUUCACGAAAGAGUUUUCAUAACAAGGCAGAACUGCAUCUCGAGAAUCGUCUUAGUCAGUGCCAGUAAUCGUCCUCAAGUGCCUUGAUGAGAUGGACGCAUCAGUCCCUGCAGUAAAUCUCUCUUUCAGACUGUAUUCACAGUAGAUCAGAGUUUCACAUCAGUGAGGAACACUUCCUGGUUUACACAGCUCCAGAGAGUGGUAGAUUCUUGUGUACAUACAGCAUGUUAAGAUGUGAUGAACUUUAAUACAUGAUGCACUUUCCCAAAGUAUUACCAGGCCAGGUUUGUAAUGUUCAUAGAGAUUUUAUAGAUGUAAUCAUGUUAUAACCACAGAUAUCUCCUGCCAGUACGUAGAGCAGACACAUGUUCUUACUUGAUUAAUCCAACAUGCAUUAGUGUUCAAAUGUUCUUAUGUGAUUAAACACUUGAAUUUCUAACCCUGA